Fundulus heteroclitus (mummichog) is the source of this 1738-nucleotide messenger RNA. Its product is annotated as E3 ubiquitin-protein ligase E3D. The record is from RefSeq and is a predicted model, not a curated record. Gene Ontology annotation, biological process: proteasome-mediated ubiquitin-dependent protein catabolic process; protein polyubiquitination; protein monoubiquitination. NCBI's taxonomy places the organism in Eukaryota, Metazoa, Chordata, Actinopteri, Cyprinodontiformes, Fundulidae. Gene Ontology annotation, molecular function: ubiquitin conjugating enzyme binding; cyclin binding; ubiquitin protein ligase activity. Gene Ontology annotation, cellular component: ubiquitin ligase complex; cytosol; nucleus.
GAAGCAAGCGGCUAGCUCUUGAUUGUGUGAAAGCUUUAUUUUUGCGUUUGCCUUAGGAUUUAAUUCAGCUUAGUGGAAGUCGCUUUACCUCAGGCAGUGAUUUUUGUUUUCUUUAUAUAUUUUGUAUAUUUAAUAUUCCUCCGGCUACACUGCAUUUCUGAAUGGCUGAAGAGAUGUCGGCGAAAACACAUGGACUCGGAGUCUUCUUGGAGCUGAGGAAAAGGCUUCAGAGUGGACUUCUGGUUGUCGGGACGAGCGUGGCCCGGGGUCCCGCAGACGUGGCCGUGACGGGCGAGGGCUCCUCUCUCCGCGUCCGGACCCCAGGAGGAGAACUGCGCCUCGCCCUGCCAGCGGGGGUCGCCUUGGAGGGCGGCUCCUGCAUUCACACGCCCGUGGGCGAAGCCGGCGGAGAGGAGCUGCACUUCAGGCUGCGCAUCACCGUCGGGCGGCGCGAGCAAGAUCCAGCUGGCGUGAUGGAGACGCUUCGAACCGAAGAGACGUACAGCUUCCACUGCCAGGGCUGCGCGACCCGGCUGGCUCGAGGACAGGUAGGGAGCAGAGUGUUCAAACGAGUUCUUCCUCUCCCCAAUUGCAACUGGAACGCCAUCGUGGACGAAUGGUGUUGCCACCCGGACCCGUUCGCCAACAAGAAGCUGCUGCCGCGGGCGGAGGAUUGCCUGCUGGGCGACACCUUCGUCCUGCUGGCCCGUGACGGCAGCUGCGACCAGACUCUGACUGAGGAAGUGAGUUCUGUCGGCGCCGCUGACGCUCAGGAUUCAAAGAAACCUUGUCACCGUUUGGCCCUUAUCUCCUGCGCGAGCUGCUCGUUAGUACUGGGAGAGGCUGUCGCACCAGGGACGCUGAAACUAUACAUCACCCAGGUGGUGGUGGAGCCCGCUGUGGGAGAUGGAAAGCUGGACGCUUCACUGAACAGGUCUGCCUUCCUGGAGCGGACGGUCGCAGCCAGGCUGCUGGAUCUGUCCAACUCUCUGAGCUCGUUCCACUUCUCGGUUCAGACGCCUGAUGGGAAAGUCUUCUUACUGCUCUGGCUGCUGAACGGCGACUCCAUCAUAGCCUCCGUCCCAGAGCGCCUCGUCGGGGAGGAGAGCUCCAUCAGCCCCCCUGCUCCUCUCAGCCCAUCGCUCAGAGCUGCCAGAGCCCUGAAACUCCUCUACAUCAGCUGCUCCGACGCCAGCGCCCAGCAGAGAGAGAUCGCCACUAGUUGGGAGGCCAACUCCAUCGGACACGCCAUGGUCCUGCCGCUGAAGGUGUGCGAGGAGCUGCUGCAGGUGCUGGAUGAAAGCAACGCCACGCUGCCUGCCUCCAUGCGCUGCAUGAGGUGCUAUGAGGUGGCGUACCUGAGACUGUGAGACCUCAGGGCACCGAGUCACGAUCUCUGCUCUGGGUUCUUGAAGAGAAGUCGAUGUCCUCCUGCUGCUGACAAAGAAACUCCUCUGAGCUUCCACCAGCAUUUCUUUUUUUCCAUCCGUGCGACGACGGUUCCAGCUCGGUGUGGAAUGCAGAAAGUAUGCAAACCUCCUGAGCAUGAUGUGGUUUUCAUGUGUAGACAUGAAGCUGCCAGGAUGUUGGUCCUGGCAGUGUUAAACUUGAAAGACUCUAGAGUUUUCCAAAGGAUUAGACAUUCCAUUGUAGAUUUUGAAAUCUUGAAUGUGUAUGUACAAUAACUAGCCACAUUUUUUUUAUUAUUGUAAUAAAAAUGAUCUGUUUUUUUUUUUUU